Messenger RNA from Cyclopterus lumpus (lumpfish), 5941 nucleotides. RefSeq lists its product as uncharacterized. Bases 1129 to 2646 code for a protein of 505 amino acids. Gene Ontology annotation, cellular component: membrane. The record is from RefSeq and is a predicted model, not a curated record. The transcript has 12 exons. Lineage: Eukaryota; Metazoa; Chordata; Actinopteri; Perciformes; Cyclopteridae. Gene Ontology annotation, biological process: sodium ion transmembrane transport.
GUAUCUCAUCAUGGUGCUCCUGUGUGGCACUCCUCUGCUCUUCAUGGAGUUUUCUAUUGGACAGUACACUCGUUUAGGACCAGUGCAUGCGCUCACCAAAAUAUGUCCCUUGUUAAAAGGUGAGUGACUCUCCAGGCCAAAGGCUCAUCUGUGACGAGGAUGACCAUCGGAUGAAUUUUCCUAAAAUUUCACAUAGUCAGUAGACGGACAAUGUUUAUUUGUAUUUGUUUUCUCUUUUUGCUAUUGAAGUAUGUUUACAAAGUCUGGCACAUGACCAGCAGCAUGUAUCGGGCACAAUCGAUCAGAAAUGCAUACUUGUUAACUACAUUUUAGAGUGGUAACUCGUUUUUACCAUAAACAUGUUACUACAAUCCAUUUACGUCCAACAAAUGAAAUCCCAAAAAAGUUAAUUAUUAACCAACAGUCCCAGAAUACCAUAUAGUAUGUAAACAGAGAACUGUACUGAUCAGGCAUGUUUUGAAUGGGCAAUACACUAGUACUUCUGAUUUACAGUACACAUAGUACGCACAUUUUUUCAAGUAAAAUUGUAUUUCUCUUCUGUUAUCCUCGGCCUGUUUUUGGUCCUGAUUGUGUUUGUUUGUUGUGUCUUGUUAAGCAAUGUGUCAAGAAGCAAGUGCUUUGUAAACAUUAUUUAACUGUGAAAUCAGGAAUAAUAUAGGACUCUUAUGAACUCUUUUCAUAAUUUUCUAAUCUCUACACUUGAUUAAGUUAAAGACGAAAUACAAGUGUUUUCCAUCUUCUUUUUUUAAAUGAAUGUCCUUUUCUAUCUAAUGAAUGGAUUAUUUUCACAUGUUGAUGGAAGGGAUCUUGUCAAGUGAACAUUGCAAUCACUGCUGUAAUCACAGUUUUUUUUUUUGUCUUGAAUCUUUAUCUUAACAUUUUAAUCAUAUAUCCUCUGGAAUUGCAAAAUUGUAAAUCAAACAUGAUGAAUUAAGUUUAAUGUGUUGACCCAGAAAGCACUGGCAGAUUCCACAAGAGCCCAGUCAUCAACAAUCAAUACUUAUGGGUGUAAAUUGAAAAUGUUCUUUGUCUUGUUCUAACUUAACAUUUUUCUCCAUAGUUUUCUUAUCUCCUUAAAGACAGAGAUUAUCUACACGGUCAAAACGUAUGGGUCCUUCCCUUGAUUUAUCACUCAUUUCUCCCUGGUUAUUGCUCUGUGCUAAGCAAGGGCCAAAAGCAGGUGUUGGUGUGGCCACAGUUGUUAUCUCCUUUGUGUUCUCCACGUACUACAAUGUGCUCAUGAGCUGGACACUUUACUAUUUCUUCAACUCGUUCGGCGCGACCCUCCCCUGGACAUCCUGCAACAACACCUGGAAUGCUGUCGGAAACUGUUCCAGUGGUUUUCCCAGCAACAGCACCCACCUGCAGUCGGCCAGCCAACAGUUCUUUGAUCACAAGCUACUGCAGAAAACCAGUGGCAUUGAAGAAGCUGGUGGCAUUCGCUGGGAACUUUUUGGCUAUCUAAUCUUGUCCUGGGUCAUCGUGUAUUUAUGCAUAUUUAAAGGAGUCAAAUCCACUGGCAAGGUUGUGUAUUUCACUGCGAUAUUCCCAUACUUCAUCCUGUUUGCCCUGCUUAUCAACAAUGUGCAGCUUCCUGGAGCAAAGAACGGUAUUCUCUACUUUGUGACACCUGUCUGGAGCAAAUUGUUUGAAGUGAAGGUCUGGGUUAAUGCCGCUGCCCAGGUGUUUAACUCCAUCGGAAUAGCAUUUGGCUCCAUGAUUUCGAUGGCUAGUUACAACAAGUUCAACAACAACAUUCUCCGGGACGCUUUAAUUGUCUCGUUUACCAACUCGUUCACUAGUAUCCUGGCUGGCUUUGUGAUCUUCUCAGCUAUUGGCUACAUGGCUCAUAUACACAACCUCCCAGUGGAAAACAUAGCGACAGAUGGUCCUGGUUUGGUGUUUGUUGUGUACCCUGAAGUCCUCUCCACCAUGCCUUUCUUUCAGCUGUGGGCCCCUCUGUUCUUCUUUAUGCUGCUGUGUCUGGGCCUGGACAGCCAGUUUGCCACAGUUGAAGUGGCUAUAACGUUCAUAAAAGAUGAGUUUGGCCCCCAAGUUCUGCAUUUCCUAAAGAGGGAGGAGCUGCUGACCCUGGUUAUGUGCAUCGUUGGCUUUAUCCUGGGGAUUCCUCAUGUCACCAAGGGAGGCAUAUUUGUGUUUCAGUUGAUGGACCACCACACCGCUGUGGUAUCACUUGUGUUCCUGGCUUUCUUUGAAGUUGUCGCUGUGUGCUGGAUCUUUGGAGUCCCAAGAGUCUGCUUAAUGGUCGAGAGGAUGCAAGGAAAAACUCCAAACAUCUACUUUCGUGUGUGUUGGCAGCUGAUCUGUCCACUAUUGGUGCUGUCUAUACUGAUCUCCAGUAUCGUCUACUACACUCCUGCUCACUAUGGGAAGUAUACAUACCCUGCAUGGGCUGAAGGGGUGGGCUGGGCCGUCUCACUGGUCUCCAUAGUGUGGAUCCCCCUCGGAGCUAUUCACGAGGUCUCUAGCCACAAAGGCUCACUUCUACAGCGAAUUAAAACGGCUAUGAUUUCCACAAUCGACCUGGAUGCUGAUGAUCCUUUGCCGGAAAAACAAAACUUGGAAAACCCGGCAUCGGAAACCUUGUUUACUUCAGGAGUAUGACGAACCAAUGUUCUGCAUCUCUGCAUACCCAAUCCUCUAAAAAGGUUUUUAAUCAAAGGUAAUAUUUAAUGAUGGCAUAAAACAUAAUUACACUGAGAUACACAAUCUUUAAAACUAUAAUUGUAUCCUAUUUGUUCUACCAAAGGACAGCUUCUUUACUGUAUUGUAUCUGUUACUUUAAUAAGCUUCAGUUGACUUCUAUAGCAUAAAAAACUAUUUUAUACCUUGUACAAAGUAUAUAAUGAAAAUCAAAACUUUUGUCCUUAAAAUAAAAAGUUAAUUUAAUUUUAAUUCAUAUAAUUUAAACACCCUGUGGUGUUAAUUCUAACCAAAGAUUGUAUUUUAAAUUAUUAUUAUUAUUCCCCCUUUAGUCACUAAAGAAAUGUAAGCCUGGUGUAUGCAGUGCUGUUUCCUAUUGCAAUGUGUGAAUAAGAGUGUAUUAUGUAUCUGGUCAUAAAAGGCUAUAAUUUAUCCGUAGACCGAAUCCUUGCAGGCCUCUUAUCUUUAUGAAUUAAGUCACAAAGGGGCUGAAGAACCCUCUGGAACGUCUUAUGAAUGCAGCCUUUGGCCUUGAUGUUUGUUUCCACAACCAUAACUAUCUUUGUGGCCUUCAAACCCGUCGUUUGUUGUAGCGUUCGGGCAAUCCUCUUCUAUUUUUAAAGUGAGUAUUUACUAGGUUUUAAUGGUCAGCACCUGCAACAGCCCAAUACAAAACAAAUAGCAGAAGGUUAACAUAACCUCUCCACUGUUGGUACUUGAUGGCAGCCUCAUGUGGUGUUAAUUCCAAGAGAUAACAGAAUAUAUGUGCAUACAUUUUAUAUUGGUUACCUUUUAACACUGUUGUAUCUUUUCUAGUUUGUCACCGGUGUGGUUGAAAUUUAUCUUCAUUUCCUAUUAUAACGGUCUCAAGUAUUUAUUGAACAGACACUUAGAAUAAUUCCGCUGAAUGGAUAGAGCUCUUUCCCCACAGAUGGUUUGGAGGUCUAACCACGAGGGUUCAACGUAUAGGGUUUAAGUAUAUACAUGCACAUUAUCUCCUCCGUUUGCCGAGGCACCAAGGUCCCAACCUUGGUAUGUAAGGAAGAGGGUUAAGUGGUGAGAUCAGGAUGACACUACAGCAUGUCAGACAUGAAAUGCCUUUAGUCAGAAAACAUUUAUUAUUUGGGUUUGGUGUUCAGGGUUUAAGUGAUACAAGUUAUAUCUCACGAACAACAUGAUGAAUCGCCUCAACAACUGUUUACACGCCAUGCCCCAUUCGAGGGCAGCUGCCAGUACAAACUUAGAAAUGUUCGACUUAAUGAUUGACGUAGACUGCCUGAACGCAUCAUUAGUUUUGACAUCUGAGUGACUGUCUCAGUUUGGAGGAGGUGGUCUGCACAUGUGGGCCUUCAGCCUCUGACCUGGGACUCGCCUUGUGUUUCAGCCUCAGCAGAAGGGACAUGCAGACAAUGACACUUGCAUACAUUUUAGCAUUUUAGCUUCCCAGUGCCUGAACAGCCUUUAAGUGAGCACACAUGCGCAGAGGUGUUCAAAUAAAAACUAGAGGCAUAAACAGAAACAAACAAACAUCAUCUUUUCUCAGAAUUACAGACAAACGUGUUUUAAUUGUGGAUUUUUCCUCAAUGCAAUUUGCUGCAAAGCUUGAGAGACUCACUUGUGAGUGCGAUCCAGGCAGGUUUGUCAUACAGCACAUAUGAGGGUGAAUCGGUCCUGGGAUCUUGUCCCAUCGCCAAAGUUUCAGCUUUUGCCAUUAUUUUGAACUAUCUUGGAGCAGGGAACUCACACGAUGUUUGGAGAUUAUAAAUGGUGCCUUUGAUCUGCUUCUAUAAAGCUGAAUUGGGCUAAUAAGGGUAAGCUAAUCUUGAGGAGGGCAACAUUUAUCUAGUAAUCUGGUAAACCCUCCAUUCAUAUUGUAUUGACCACAAACCUGUGUCAUCUCUCGCUUUGCACUUUUCGACAGGGAAGGAAGCUAAAUGAUUGACUUUAGUGGAAAGAUCAUUUAUUUUAACUCUUUAACUAUUUUUGAGAUUGUUGACUAGUGUUGGGCUUUUUUUUUUUUUUUUAAAUGAUUGACCUCCUCAAUGUCAUAGUUGUACUGAGAUUGUAGCAGAUCCCAAUGCAGUCCAGCACUGGGAGAAAGUGGUUCAGUCAGUGUUGGACUGCAAGUUGAAGUGUAAGUGUUGGGUUACUAUAUUAUGUAGACAAACUACCUUUUAUUAGAAAAGACCAGAAGAGAUUUGUGUACUGUAAAUGGGAAUGUCACACUUUGAUGCAAGAUUGUAAUAUGUUGUGCCCUACUUUGGGUUACUGGUCUUUUCUGUCUCACUGGGUAGCUUAUCAAACAAACCCUCAUUCAGGAGUGCCUUUUACCCAACGUUCUGAUAACAUGCUAUGAUCAAAUAAGAUGCUCAAAAUACCCGAAAAAUAAGUGGUCUGAAGCUUAAAAGGUCAGUUUUUAAAAAUAAUAAUAAUAAUAAUGCAUUUAAUUUAUAUAGCGCUUUUCAUAAUACUCAAAGACACUUGUCUUUGUUCCCCAGAGAAGCCGCACUGAACUAGAUGUUCCCUGCCUCAAGUGCCUUUCAUGAAAUCCUUUAGUUUUUAGAUGAUCUGUCACAUUUGAAAACCAAAAAUGUUUUUUAAGAGAUUGCUUGUUGUUGUUAUUGUAAGCUGCAUUAUUUGGCUUUAUAUCAUGAAUGUAUCAGUUGUUUAAAUGUGCAAUGAGGAUUUAGAAGCACUUUUACAACAUAAUAGGCUACCGUUUACUCUUUUUAGGAAUUGGACUUUUAAUAUGAACUAAAUACAGAUUGUAAUGGAUUAAUAACAUCAUUUCAAAACAUCUUGUUUAGAAAUGUUCAAAUUCUGUGUUAUUUGAAAUAAGAAGGUAUUGUGCCAUGGAGAGCUGACAUUGUCUGUUUUCAUCUUAAGCAAACACUUUAAGACCUGAUGAUGUCACCGAUAAAUUUCAGAUGAUCCUCUAAAUUGGCAAAGUCAGCCAGAAUUUCUUUGAUCCAUGAAACAAACACAUUUAAUAUGUGUGACUUGUGGUCAGUGACGGCGGAGAAAGUUCUCUCACAUUCACAAACUGUAACACUUAAUGCAAUAUAUAUAUGUGUGUGUAUUCAAAAUUCAAAUGUAAGACUCAAAAGUGCUUUAUCCUGUUUUAUGUUUAAACAAAAUCCUUCUUUACAGAAUUUUAGUUUUUCCUGCCAGCAUUUUUCUCAUGUUUUUCUUAUUGUUGAUUCUACCUAUUUGUUGUGUCCAAAUAUUUUUGUUUAAUAAAAAGCUUAUAUUCUUG